AUGUCGACAACAUCAGGCUUCUGUACCAGCAUCGACGACUCUUGGAGAGUCCAUGCACUGUCCUGCCGAGGAGGAUUCGACUUCACCAUGACCUUUGAAGAAAUCGUUCUCUCCAUCUUGCCCAUUGCCCUUGUUAUCCUCAUAGCUCCACUUCGGAUAUACACUCUGCUCCGCACAGGAAGUAAAGUUGAACCAUCGAAGCGGCCAAUCUUCAAAACGGCCGGAUGGCUUCUUUGGAGUGCCCUGCAAUUCCUGCAGGCGAUUCUGUGGGCAUUGCCACAUUCUAAAAAGACCCGAGCAUCGAUCGCUGCAAGCUUGUUGAUGGGUUGUGGAGCGCUGAUUCUCUGCGUCUUGUCGUACAUGGAGCAUUCCCGCAGCGUGCGUCCGGCAUUUCUGCUAGAGUUGUACCUGAUCGUCACGCUGCUCUUUGACAUCACGCGCACCAGGACCCUCUGGUUACGGGACGCCGGCGACUCUGGAAAAUUCAUAGCCAUCAUCGCCAGUUUUGCUGUCGGGGUCAAGGCCAUUUUGAUCCUGCUCGAAGGCUGGGAGAAAAGGGCAAUCCUCAAAGACAAGUACAAGAACUAUCCUCCCGAAGCGCGUGCCGGGCUUGUUAACCGGGCGUUGUUCUGGUGGCUCAACCCGUUGUUCUUCAAGGGGUUUUUUACAAUGUUACGGGUGGAAGAUCUGUACACCCUAGACAAAAGAUUAGAGUCAGCACGAUUGCGCGACUUGUUGGAUGGUCGAUGGACGAAAGGUGAGAAUCAAACCGGGAAUGCGUCCCUUGUGGGCGUCGUCUUCAAAACAUUCAAAUGUUCGAUAUUGGCCGUGGUGCCUCCCAGGCUGUGCCUGAUAGGCUUGACAUUCUGCCAGCCGCUUCUUCUCCACAAGGCGAUGGAGCUCUCUGCGGAGAAGGUGACGGUCGAGUCAACUCAUGUUGGGUACGGACUAAUUGGUGCCUACAUCUUGGUGUAUGUCGGCAUGGCGAUCAUGAUGAGCCAGCAACAACACCUGACCUACCGUGCAAUCAGCAUGGUACGGGGCGCAGUAGUAUCGCUGAUCUAUAGGAAAGCCAGCAUGCUGUCGAUCAAGGAUGCUGAUCCCGCAGCGUCCUUGACUCUGAUGAGUGCAGACAUCGAGCGAAUCGUCCAAGGAUGGCAAACAAUGCAUGAAAUCUGGGCCAACACUGCCGAGAUUGCGCUGGCCAUUGUCCUCUUGGAGAAACAACUCGGGAUCGCGUGCGCCGUACCUGUUGGCGUCUCCAUUUUUGCCCUCGUGUGUUCCUUAGUUGCCAUGUCUGGUGUAAUGGCACGGCAAGCGAAAUGGUUAGAGGCAAUCGAAAGGCGAAUCUCAUCCACAGCAGCGAUGCUUGCAUCUAUCAAGGGGGUGAAGCUGCUAGGACUGAAGCCAUCUCUCAUGAGUUCAAUCCAGAACUUACGCUUGGAGGAACUAAGUAUCUCCAAGGGCUUCCGGAAGCUCUUGGUGUGGAACAUGGCGUUUGCCUGGAUGACGCGUAUCUUCGCGCCAAUUGUCUCUUUCGCCGCGUAUGUCGCCAUAUCCGAGAACGCAGGGCGCGGAACUUCCCUCGACAUCAAUAUGGUCUACACCUCACUAUCCCUAUUCGCCCUCUUGGCGGAUCCGUUUCUGUCGCUAGUCAUGGCCUUGAUGGGUUUCCUCGGGUCUAUCGGCUCCUUCGCGCGCAUCCAAGAGUUCUUGAACAAGGAAACGCAUCACGGAAGCCCCGAAGCGUCCCGCCUGAGCACUCUGACGAGUCUGAGCGAGGGCAAGGAGCGCCAUCUAUCGAACACAUCGAGCACGUCCACACUCACCGAAAACAACAUGGCGGAAGAGUUGAAAUUCGCCAUCCCGUUCUUCGACAUCCUCCUGGUUCAGGGAGCAAGCUUUGGAUGGGACCCAAAGGCGGACCCGAUUCUGGAGGGUAUCAACCUCACUUUUCCUGGUCGGAGUUUUUCGGUCAUUGUAGGCCCCUCAGGGUCAGGUAAGUCCAUGUUGCUCAAGGGUCUGCUUGGGGAGAUUCCAUGUCUUGAGGGGAGGGUGAAACUUUCCUCGGAUAGCAUCGCGUAUUGCGAUCAAACCCCCUGGCACAUGAAUGGCACCAUUCGAGACAGCAUCACUGCCAUGUCAGAAUUCGAUCUCCUUUGGUACACGACCGUCAUCAGGGCUUGCGCGCUGGAACAGGAUCUGGCACAGUGGCCACAAGGCGAUCAGGCGGUAAUUGGUAGCCGAGGCGUCGCGCUCAGUGGUGGACAGAGUCAGAGGAUUGCACUUGCCAGGGCAAUCUAUGCUCGGAAACGCAUUCUCAUCCUUGACGAUGUGUUUAGUGGUCUGGAUGCUGCGACGGAGAACCAUAUCUUUUGCAGCUUACUCGGAGUGACCGGGCUGCUGCGAGAGGCUGGCACUACUGUGGUUCUGGCUUCUUCCUCGGUCAAGCGAGUCCCAUACGCGGAUCACAUCGUCGCCUUGGACGAGCGAGGAAGAGUGACCGAGACUGGAUCAUUCAAUGACCUAGCCGAGCAAUCCGGGUAUGUGUCGAGUUUCUCUCUCCCGGCCCCCAAUUGGGACUCCACAAGCGAGAUGGAGUUCGUUCCCAAGUCGAAGCCGUCUCGCACUGAGGUCUUACCAAUCAAGAAGGAGGAUUGGAGCGAGGAAAACGUGCACAAACAUACCGGUAGUCUUGCAACCUACCUGUUCUACAUCCGCGCAGUCGGUUGGGUUCCUACCAUGAUCUUUCUUACGACCAUUGCAGGCUUUGUGUUUUGUAUCUCCUUCCCAAGUAUUUGGCUGAAAUGGUGGGUUGCCGCGGACGCCGCAGAGCCUGGAGAGCACACACAGCAUUACGUUGGAGUCUAUUUCAUGUUGGGCGGAAUCGCUAUGAUAUGCUUGAUUGUCAGUUGCUGGGAUGUUGUCGUAACUUCAGUACCAAAAUCUGGAGAAAGAUUCCACCUAGCCCUGUUGGAGACGGUACUAAGCGCACCAAUGCGCUUUCUCUCAACGACAGAUAGUGGAUCGAUCCUCAAUCGGUUCAGCCAGGAUUUGCAGCUCAUCGAUAUGGAGCUUCCCAUCGCGGCAAUCAACGUCGUCGCCACGUUUUUCUUGUGCAUGGCGCAGAUGAUCCUCGUCGGGGUCGCGUCCGUAUACGCAGCCAUUGCAUUUCCCGUCGUUCUGGGAUCGUUAUACGUCAUUCAAAAGGUGUAUCUGCGCACAUCCAGGCAGCUUCGGUUGCUCGAGAUUGAAGCCAAGGCGCCACUUCUUUCCCACUUUACUGACUGUCUGAGCGGACUGGUUACGCUGCGAGCCUUCGGUUGGCAGGACGCGAUGGAAGAGAAGAACUUGAAAAUCCUCGACUAUUCGCAACGUCCGUUUUACUCCAUGUACUCGGCUCAGCGAUGGUUGACACUCACUCUGGAUCUCGUUGUUGCCGGUAUCGCUAUCGUCCUGAUAAACCUUGUCGUGGCGUUGAGAGGUUCGCUGAAUGCCGGGUAUGUUGGAGUUGCAUUGUUCAACGUGAUCCUCUUCAGCCAGACGGUGAAGCUUCUGGUUCAGUUCUGGACCAACAUGGAAACACAUAUCGGAUCGGUUGUACGAGUAAAGGACUUUACUGAAAAUGUCGCCAAGGAAGAUCUGCCGUCGGAGAAUGACCCAGUUCCAUCUUCGUGGCCAAGUCAGGGUGGGAUCGAGUUUGACAACGUUUCAGCAUCGUACGGGCCAUCGGACCUCGUGCUGCGGAAUGUGUCACUGUCAAUCAAACCUGGGGAGAAAGUCGGAAUCUGUGGAAGAACAGGAAGUGGUAAGACGUCGCUCAUGCUCAGUAUUUUCCGCAUGGUUGAGCUCAACGCCGGUACUAUCUCCAUCGACGGACUCGACAUCUCGACAAUCCCUCGACAAGAGAUUCGGUCGCGCCUGAAUGGUGUUUCGCAGGACGCGGUUUUCAUCAAAGGCAGCGUUCGUCUAAAUGCCGACCCAACGGGCGCCAGCUCCGAUCGGGCCAUCUGGGAUGCUCUGAAGAGCGUCCAGCUCUUGGCCGUAGUGCAGGAAAAGGGUGGUCUCUCGGCGGACGUGGACGACCUGCAUCUGUCACACGGGCAGAAGCAGCUCUUCUGCCUUGUGCGGGCGAUCCUCCAUCCGAGCAAAAUCCUUGUAUUGGACGAAGCCACCAGCAACGUCGACAACAAGACAGAUCAGACGAUGCAGCGGAUUAUCCGGGAGAAGUUUGCCAACCACACGAUUCUCGCAGUAGCGCACAAGUUGGACACGAUUCUUGAUUAUGACAAGGUCGUUGUGUUGGAUGCGGGUCAGGUCAUCGAGUGUGAGGAUCCGUACACGCUCUUGACGCGUGACUCGGCGUUCAGUAAGCUGUAUGCCAAUUCUCUGGCUUCCGAAGAGGAGCACUGA
Aspergillus calidoustus is the source of this 4413-nucleotide messenger RNA. The record is from the annotation of a GenBank genome assembly. NCBI's taxonomy places the organism in Eukaryota, Fungi, Ascomycota, Eurotiomycetes, Eurotiales, Aspergillaceae.